Messenger RNA from Rotaria sp. Silwood1, 954 nucleotides. NCBI's taxonomy places the organism in Eukaryota, Metazoa, Rotifera, Eurotatoria, Philodinida, Philodinidae. The record is from the annotation of a GenBank genome assembly.
AUGUAUUUCUUUGAAUUAUUUUCUCAUGCGGAUCGAUUUCCAUAUCGUACAUAUUUAUUUUCAAGUGCAACAUAUGUUUUUAUUUCAUUUACAGCAUUAACAUUAUUACCACCAUUUUUAUUAACAUAUUAUACAGGUGAUUUUUGGAUAAAAGAAUCUAUUUAUAGUGAACAACCACGUAUUCAUAAUCAAACAAAAUAUAUUCUUAUAGCUGAAAAUAAUGAUGCGACUAAUAAUCAAUUUUUUCUAUCAUCUUAUUCAACAUUAAAUAGAAAUUUUCAAGAAAGUCUUAUUCCAGGAAAUACAAUUGAAUCAUUAUAUGAUGUUGAUGGUGAUGGUUUAAUGGAUCAAUUUCGUAUUUCAUUUGAUUUAAUAUUUGCACAAUCUAAUACUGUCAUACGUAGUAUUAAUAUUUGGUUAAUAUUUCAAUAUGAAUUACGUGAAAAACAACGUAUUAAUAUGGAAACAAUGGCACUGAUAAAUAUUGUUCCACCUUCUAUACUUACUUCUAAUUCAAAUGCAAAUCUAACUAUUUAUGGUCAAUUAAUUUUUAAUCAACGACAAGCGAUAAAAAGUUCUGGUAAUGAUUCAAUAUAUGAUAAAUCAAUAAUUGAUACAAGUUCAUCAUCAAUACUUGAUCUUAAUUCUAUUCUUCGUGAAUAUUUUGCAAGAAAAUAUUAUACAUCAUAUCAAACACAAUAUACAUGGACAACACCCCGAACAACAACAACCAGUACUAGUAAUAUAUUAACAGUUAAUGUUCUUGUUAAUAUUGGAAGACAAUCAAUUCGAUUUACACCUGGAUUUUGGCAAGAUUUUAAAUGGGGUUGGAUACAAUAUAUAUGUGUACUUGUACCAUUCAUAAUGGUAUUUAAUCGAUUAAAAUUAUUUGUUUUUUCAAAUAAUCUUGUACGAACAUUAGCUCCACCAUCAUAUCAUCCACAUCAAAUGUAG